AUGUACAUCUCCCACCACGGCAUCCCCCUCUCCCUCUUCCAAACCGCCCGAAACGCCUCUCUAGAUUGGUUCCGCUCCCCUCGUGAGGCCAAACUCCCCGCCAACACGAACAACUCCCUCAAAAACAAGGGCGUGGUCGGUUACCGGCCCCGUCAGACACAGCACAUCAACCCCUGGGAGAGUGUCGAUGUUCGAGAGUCGUUCUCAUGGCGGUACGAUCCCGCCUAUGACCCGUUGCAUUCCCCGUCGGACUUGGACAACAUCCCGGAUGAGGUGAAAAGGUAUAUUGACCACGAUAACGAUGGGUUUCCCUGGUCGAGAACACCAAAAGAGUUUUCGGGGCCGGUGAUUGAGUUGUAUCAGGCUGUUUUGAAGCUGGGGAGGGAGCUGGUGAGGGUGAUGGCUUUGGCGCUUGGGUUGGAGGAGGACGGGUUGGACGGGAGGUUUGAGUUUCCUGAUGUUGGGGUGGCGGUGAAUUACUAUCCGCCUAUUGCUGCAACAAAAGAAGAGGGCAAGGAGAAGGUUAGUAUUGGGAGUCAUACUGACUUUCAGCUUUUUACGCUGUUGUAUCAGGAUAGUGUGGGGGGGUUGCAGGUGUUGGAUAGGGAGGGGCAGUGGUUGAAUGCGAGGCCGGUGGAGGGGACGUUGGUGGUGAAUUUUGGGGAUUACAUGCAGCGGAUUACGAACGGGAAGUGGGUGAGUACGGUUCAUCGGGUGGUGAAUAACUCGGGGAGGGAGAGGUUGAGCAUGGCGUUCUUCUGGGGGUUUGGGCUGCAUGAAAGGUGUGGGGUUUUGGAUAGUGUGUUGGAGGAGGGGGAGGAGAAGAAGUAUGAUGAGGUUGGGUGUUGGGAGUGGGUGCAGAGAAGGAUUGAGAUGAUGAGGGAGGUGAAGAAGGGGUUAGGGAAUAUUACCCCUGAGAAACCCCUGUCAAUGCACUCCCAAUAA
Molecule: messenger RNA, 945 nt
Organism: Podospora pseudopauciseta
Lineage: Eukaryota; Fungi; Ascomycota; Sordariomycetes; Sordariales; Podosporaceae
Exons: 1
Coding region: 1-945 (314 amino acids)
Molecular function (GO): 2-oxoglutarate-dependent dioxygenase activity
Source: RefSeq, a predicted model, not a curated record